ACUUCUCUGACUGCAGCCGGUUGUUAUCUUUGUGCAGCUCCCGGGUCUAAAGGAAAAAAAAUCAUUGUCUGCUAUUCUCCUGAAUCCCCACUUUCUUCAAAGCUGCUCUUAUCUAGCUUUUAUUGUGAAGAAGGCGCUUCUUUUUCUUCUGUGAUAGAGAAGAUUGUUAAAGAUGCCAAGUUUUAUUCUAAUAGUUUUGUCGCAGAAACCCCUAGUAUGCCCUUUUUGCGUGGUAAAUCUUCUGAAGCCAUACUAAGAGAAGCAGUACAGAUCAAGCUUAUCAGUCAAUCAACAUAUAAUAGCAUUCGAUCAUUGCAAAUGGAAGAACAUGACAUUUUUUGUUCACAAAAUGGUGUUGAUGAGGCAAAUGAAUUAGGGCAUCGAGCUAGAGCUUCUAGUCCAUCAAAUGUACAGAUUUAUCCUGGCCAGUCGUACCAUUUUAUGUGUAGAUUCUUAUUAACCUGGAAGCUUUGUGAAAUGAAAGAUGGCGUUUCUUCUAACUUGAACGAGUACAAUCCCAUAUCAGAAGCAGAUGGGAAAAAUUUGUGUCAGUUUUGUAGAAUUACUCAGGAACAUGGUCUUAUAAUACGCCAUAUGGUCGAUGCGGAUUGGUUAUAUCUUGCAAAGCUUUCCGAAAGCCAAACACUGAAUGAAGGCAGAAAUGAAUUGGAAACUUCAAAUUUUGAAACGGGACAUCAUUUAGCAAUGGAACAUUGGUGCUCCAGUUACAUGAGAUCUUCAGUUCAAACAGCUCUUCAAAACCUGAAAUAUGUUCCAGCUGCUGCAAGAAGGGCACUUCCUGUGUUUGCCAAUUCUCAUAAUUUACCCAUAUGCAUACCG
Messenger RNA from Dendrobium catenatum, 840 nucleotides. RefSeq lists its product as uncharacterized. NCBI's taxonomy places the organism in Eukaryota, Viridiplantae, Streptophyta, Magnoliopsida, Asparagales, Orchidaceae. Gene Ontology annotation, molecular function: ligase activity, forming carbon-nitrogen bonds; ATP binding. Gene Ontology annotation, biological process: tRNA processing. The annotation marks the transcript as partial. The record is from RefSeq and is a predicted model, not a curated record. The transcript has a single exon.